Spirodela intermedia is the source of this 3499-nucleotide messenger RNA. Lineage: Eukaryota; Viridiplantae; Streptophyta; Magnoliopsida; Alismatales; Araceae. The record is from the annotation of a GenBank genome assembly.
AUGGGGAACAGUUCCUCCGGGGUUUCCCGGACGUCGGAGGUGGAUAAGCUUGGCCGAGCGGAGGAUGCAGCGGUCGCCGGGGUUUCUCCCAGCAUUUCGAGUGCUUCCUGCGUCUCCUCGAUGGAGAAAACGGUAGUUUCCGUCUCCAUUCCCUUUCAUUUGUCGCUUGAUGUUUGUUCCGACACUAUCGGCAGCGUGGUUGAUUUUGCUCCUCUUUUGCAAUCCACAGGUCUUGCUUCAUGACUGGUGGCUGAUCAAAGUGAGGGAUGAAGGUGAUCGGGAAAGACUGGCAGUCGGAGGGCUGACGGCAUUUGGGUGAGGACCCCCGAUCUUCUUUCUCGUAGAAGGCUACCCUUGGGUGGAAACCUCUGGUGCGAUAACUGAGGAAUGGCUAGCCCAACUACAUUUUUCGUUAAAUCACAUACUCAUUUCUCACGACACCUGGUUGACAGCCGACACAUUUUCUGUCAUCUAUACCGUCAUUCUCGCAGAAGGGUUUCGUCCCAGAAAACGCACCUUCUACCGGCUCUCUAUUUAGUUCAUACUUUUCAUUCUUAGAAGAACUUUCGGCUUCAAUGAAAAUCUCUGAAAAAUCCUGUUAUGGUUGUUAGCCACCAGUAGUCUACACGUAGAUAUUGAAAGUCAGUUCAUGUACAUAAUUUUUUUCCUGAGAGAUAGCUUUCGAGAUGCUUUCGUUGGCGGUUCUUUCAUUUCAAAAACUUAUAUAUUCUCGUGUAUAUGAAUUUUAAAAUAAUCUAGUGGAAAAAAUCUUUCUGCAAUAAUUGGUGUUCAGCAAUGUGCCGUACAGCAUAGGCAAGAUCAUUUUGUCAUCACAUCCGUGUGGCAUUUUUCUGAUCCCAGGUAGUUCUUCUGAGGUGCAUUCAUCAGUUUAUUGGGAAAUGCAUUCUCUUUCCCAGGUUUAAGCUUUUGGAUCAAGUUGAUCCAAUGUACGAGAGUGAAAUUGAUACCCUGGUUACCACUUGUCUUUGAGAAAAUCGCAACUUCGGUUGUCCUGGUAAUAUUGAUUCAACUGGGGGUCAAUCCAUGAAAUACGCAUACAGACUUGUAAAGAACCUGCCAUGAUGUUAGCUUGAAGCAGUAAUGAGUUAAAGUUCAUAUCUUUUGAUUUUGUUCUCAACAUAAAUUACAUGUAGCUCUUACAACUUCCUUGGAAUGAUGAACUGCAUGCGACUCUUUCUGUUGUUUGAAGUUCUCAUUCUCGUUUCUCUCCAUGUGAAUAUUUUUUUCUAAUUUCCAAACGCCUGUUUUCUUUUCUAUAGAAAAGCUGCAAGAAUAUUUAACUCUGCACCUGUUGCGAAGAGAUAUGAUGCCUACACUCUUGAGACAACGGAUGGAAUCACAGUGAGGAUUCAAGGCCUCAUCAACGUAGCCCGCAUGAACCAUAAUGGGUUCCCUUCAGAGGUAUCUAAAUGCAGUUCCUGUUUUCCUUCCCUGAAUUCUGUUUUUUGUCCAAGGGUGGAUAAUUUUUUGUGAUAUUUCCUCUCGGAAAUAUGCAUAAGAACUGUUUUGAUACUUCACAGUAGGUUUACUAUUGUAAGGAAAUGUAAAGCUCACUGCAUAGGGAAAUUAACGGCUUCGUUUACAUGGGAAAUUCUGGUUGUAAUUAUUUUUGUGACCAUUGAAUGGAUUAUAUGUUGAUCUAUUAGAAACGAUAAGACACUUUAUCCCAUUGUUUCAAUGUUUUCAUGUGUUUGAACAUGUUUUCUUCCUUUAUCCAAUGAGAUCCCUUUUUAUUUAUUUUUAUUUGUAUUAUAAAAAUUAAUAUUUAUCCAGUGCUGAUAAAUGCAGGCUUGCAAUCAUUUUCGGAUUGGAUUUCCCUAUAAUUGGAAGGAUUACGCUGAUAAAUAUUUCGGGGUGAAUGCCAAAGGUAGUGAUUCAACCAAAGCCGCUGUUAAUGAGGAUUGUUCCAGGGAUUCGGCUAAUAGUGUAAGCUGCGAUAUUCCAAAUUCCUUGACACAAUAUCCGACUAGAAAAAUCAUAGAUUGCUUGAAUGCCAUUUGCAAGGACAUCAUUGCCAGUGAACAAGGAAGGAAAGAUGCCGAAAGAUACAUGGAAGCGAAUGACUGUACCAGUAAAAACGCAAAUGGGGCCGUUCCACCAAACGAUGGUAAUAUACAGGGAAAGGCUACACACGAUGCUAAAUAUAAUGUAUGCAACAAUACACCCCCUCAUAAUGAUGCUCCUCAGCUGAGAUCUCCUGUAGAGAGCUCGAAACAAUCUAUUUGCAAUGGCUCAAUGAAGUCCAUUCUGGGAUUCUCCGCUUCCUUGGCGAAAGUUGGUGUUCAUGGUGCUGAAGAAAAAGCACACAAUGCCCCACGUCAUGUAAGUGAUGCUCCAGUGGUGACUUCUCCUAUGGGUAGAUCAAAACAAUCUGAUUGUUCUACGUCAAAGAGGUCUGGUUUUAAUGCCUGCUCUUCCACAGACACAUUCACCUCGCUUCAGAACAAUACCAAGGGAAAUAUGGGUUGCAGAAGCACAAUUCCUGCAGCUGACCCUAGGUUCACAUUUUUUUCAAAUGCUACACUUCCGGUGACUGAUUGUCCAGAUGUGAAUUCUCCUGUGGACUGGUCAAAGCCAUCAAGUAGUUCUUUCUCAAUGAAGUCUAAUUUGCACUGUGCUACUUCAUCAGUCAAAGAUAUGGGACCUAAGAAAGAAUCCAUUUCAACUGUCGUUCUAGGUCUAGCUAUUGGCAAGCAGAGAAUUAAACCUUAUUCAGUGUCUAAUGGUGCGCUGAAAGAUGCCAAGGGAAACAUGGGCUCAAGAAACGCAAUAUCUUCUCCAGACACUGGGACCAAAUGCCUUCUUAAUCGAUCACUUCCUCUGAGCGGUGGAGAAUCCAAGAGGGAGGUACCAGGUGAAGUUCAGCUUAAGAAAGGGACACAUCUAGGGGUUUAUUCUCCACAGGGUACAUCAAUUCCGGAGUCUAAUGCAGAAGCCGAACAAGCUCCCGGGAUCCAGUUACAGAAGGAAUUGGUGAAGUUUCCUCGUUAUGAUGAGACACAGAUUUCAACAAGAACUGAGAAUCCGUUAAAGAAGAGCAGCACGGAAUCAUCUUCCUUACCAGUGGCCCAAAGUUGUGUGAGUAUGAAUCGUCACCAUGUUGAGUCAGGAGGCAGUCACGGUCAGGAUGGAGCAAGUGUGGGUUUCGCAGGGACAUUGUCCAAGGAAGCAGAUGAACCAGCUGAGAGAUCCAAUGAGGCCUCCAAGAAUAUGCUUGGGAAUGAGCGGUAUUGUUUAGCUGGGAAAAUGUGUUUAGUUACGCCCAUGACGACAGUAACAAGAAAGAGCCCCAGGAAACAACUCUCAUUUGUUGAUAAGGUAGUGUUUGAAAAAGCCUUUCUUAGCUUUGAUGCAGAAAGGAGAGAAACCCCAUCUCUGUCUAAGAGUGACACUGGACGGGCUUCUUCAGCAUCUGAACCGGAGGCACAUCAGAGCCAGGAAGAUGUGGAUCUCAACCUUGUUUUCCCUAGCCGAAUAA